AUGGCCAACGUGGAGGAAAAGAAGUCGUUCGACGCUUCGGCGUCGAACGUCCGCCCUUUCUCCGAGAGCACUCCCGCCUACGAGAACGCCGACGAUGUCAAGGAGAAGAUGUCGGUUGAGGUCGAGAGCACUGGCGAGGUCGAGGAGGAGGAUCUUUACGCUCCCCUCAAGAUGGACGCUUCAGUCGUUCAUGAGGAAAACCCCUUGACCAUCCGUGCCCUCGUCGUCGGUAUCGUUUUGGGCUGUCUUGUCAGCGCUUCCAACCUUUAUCUUGGUCUCAAGACUGGUUUCACUUUCAGCGCCAACAUGUUCGGUGCUAUUUUCGGUUACGGUAUCAUCAAGAUGAUGUCCAGGUCCGGCCAGAUUCCCAUCAUCGGUGGUGCUUUCGGUCCCCAGGAAAACUCCAUUAUCCAGGCCGCUGCUACCGGUGCUGGUGGUAUCUCUGGUAUCUUCGUCGCCGGUAUCCCCGCCAUGUACCAGCUUGGAACUAUGGGCAAGGGCUCCACUCCCCAGCACGACAUCGGCGCCAUCUUCACCAUCACUCUGGUUUGCUCCUUCCUGGGUCUCUUCUACGUUACCCCUCUUCGCAAGUUCUUCGUCGUUCAGGUCGCCCGUGAGCUCAAGCUCAUCUUCCCUACGCCCACCGCCGUCGCCUUGACCAUCCGCUCCAUGCACGCUGGUGCGGCUGGCAGUAUCGAGGCCAUGAAGAAGCUCAAGUGCUUGCUGCUGGCCUUCGGCGCCGCUUUGGUUCACCGUGUUGGCUCGUACUAUGCCAUUGGUAUCCUUUACGAUUGGCAUCCUUUCACCUGGAUUCACAUUUGGUCAGGCUACAAGAGCUGGGCCUUGAACAUCGAGUCGUGGGGCUGGUACUUCGAAUGGACUCCUGCCUUUAUCGGCUCCGGUAUCCUGAUUGGUCUCAACCCUGCUAUCAGUAUGUUCAUCGGUUCGUUCCUGGCCUGGGUCUACUAUAACUUCUUCUCCCUCAAGGACCUCGGCAAGGUUACCCCAUCGCCUCGCUAUUGGCUUCUGUGGCCCGGUGUCAUGGUCAUGGUCUGCUCCUCCAUGGCUGAGCUUUUCAUCCAGUACAAGGUCAUCUGGUUUGGCUUGAAGUCCUCGUGGCAGCAGACCUGCGUCAGCAUCAACGACAGCCUUGUCGCCAAGGGCAAGAACAACGGUUUCUUUGCCAAGCAGGCUGCCAAGGUUGUCCGGACUGGCCAGGAAGUCGAGGAUCCCGCCAAGGCGAACGAGCAGGUCAAGCACUGGCACUGGAUCGUCGGCCUCGUCGUCACCGUGGUCGUUGCCAUGAUCAUCUUCCACUUCCAGUGGGACAUGCACCCAGGCCUCACCAUCCUCGCCGCCAUUCUUGCCUUCCUCUUCUCCUUCCUCGCCAUCCAGAUUGGUGCUGUCACCGACUCCACCCCUCUCACUGCCGCUGCCAAGGCCUCGCAGCUCGUCUUCGGUGGUGCCACCCAAAACUCUGGCUUCACCAUCCAGCACGCUCAGAAGAUCAACUUGGCCGCCGGUGGCCUUGCUGCCGGUGGUGCCGACGUUGCCAACGCCCUCGUGUCCGAUUUCCGUACCGGUUACCUCCUCGGCACUCCCCCGAUCAAGCAGUGGAUUGCCCAGGCCAUUGGCACCUUCGUUGCCGUCUGGCUCUCUCCCGGUCUCUUUGUUUUGUUCACCAAGGCCUACCCUUGCAUCUACGAUCCUGAAUUGGAAGAUGCCGAAUGCCCCUUUGCGGUCCCCUCCGUCUCCGCUUGGGCUGCUGUCGCUCGCGCUGUCACCGACCCGGAUGUCAGCAUUCCUCUCUCCUCCGGUCUCUUCGCCAUCGUCAUGGGCAUUGUCUCCGUCGCCCAGGUUGUCGUCCGUCACUUCUGGCUCGUUGGUGAGCGUGAUAAGUGGCGCAAGUGGCUUCCCAACUGGGGCGCUAUCGCCCUUGCUUGGGUCAUUCCCGCCCCCGUGUUCGCCAAUGCCGCCCUUCUUGGUGCCAUCAUUGCCGCUAUCUGGAGGAAGUACAGCAUGAGGACCUGGGAUAUCUACGGCUAUGCUCUCGCUGCUGGUUUUAUUGCGGGUGAGGGAUUAGGCGGAGUAGUAGGUGCUGUACUCACUCUAGCUGGCGUCGACGGUGCCACGUACGGCUCCAACAUUGGCUGCCCACUGGACUCAUGCUAA
Molecule: messenger RNA, 2172 nt
Organism: Sordaria macrospora k-hell
Lineage: Eukaryota; Fungi; Ascomycota; Sordariomycetes; Sordariales; Sordariaceae
Source: RefSeq, a predicted model, not a curated record